This is a messenger RNA of Erythranthe guttata (spotted monkey flower), 1759 nucleotides long. RefSeq lists its product as uncharacterized. The record is from RefSeq and is a predicted model, not a curated record. NCBI's taxonomy places the organism in Eukaryota, Viridiplantae, Streptophyta, Magnoliopsida, Lamiales, Phrymaceae.
UCCAUUUUAUUUCUAUAUUUAGUGGAGUAGGUGUACAGAAAAAUAUAUAUUAUGGAGAUAAAGAUGGAGAUGUUGAUGUCUAGGGCAACAAGAGGGCAUUUUCGUCACAUCAGGCAAAAAAUCUACGAGGCAAUUCCGUCCAAGUCACCAGCAAAAACUACGUGGUGAAAUCACACCAAAGCUCAUAUCUCUUCUUACAAAAAGCCUAACUUUCUGCACAAAAUCCUUUCAAAAUUAAGAUGAACACAAUCUAAAUAUCUAGAUUAACAAUCCUAAAUUCUCACCCAAAAAAUUAAAAUUCAUCAAACGGUUUAUCACUGCUCGGUUUUUUUUCAUUCCUAAGGCCAUAAUUCACCGUUCGUUGGCCAAUCACGGCGGCGCAUUUUCCCGUCGGUGUUUUUUGUUGGUAGGGAUGGAAUUUGGAGCAGACGAAGCUGAAUGAAUUUCAGUGUUUAAAUCUUAUUGUUUUUGUAACAAAUAUUUCUGUAGCAGGAUGCUGUUACGGUUCAACAUCGGAGAUACGAUGAUGAAUGAUCUGAUGUUUAACCUUUGAUUUUUCCGCCAUUUACAGAUGUAGAAGAAAAAUGGAGACGAAUACGUGUGAUGUUAACAACUUGGACACAAAUGCCCUUUUGCCACCACGAAAGCGGCUUCUGGCUGGACUGAAGAGGCAAAGUUCUCCUAGUACUGAGAGCGAGUACGAUGCUCGCCUUAAUGAUCUAUUGAGGUCUCAUUUGAGUAACCCUCUCGAUGAAAUUGUCGGAGCCUCUCGAAUUGCUGCCGUGAAAGCUGCAAAAGUUGCAGAGGCUGCAAGGGCUAAUGCCGAACAGAAAGCUGUAAAAGCUGCAAAGGCGGUGGCUGCUGCCAAGAAUGCCUUGGAUCUUGUUGCCACUCUCUCUGAGGAAUCCGACAAAUUGCAAAAGAAGAACAAGACGAAAAAGCAUGUCCCCGUUCAAGCGUUGUACAACAAGAAGAAGAAGGGGAAAGGGAAGGGGAAGGCUAGUUGCAGAAGUGACGAAAAAAUGGCUCGCGAGUUGCACAAGGCCAUCAAUAGCUCCCCAAGAACUUUGAGAAAAUCGCCGGAUGCUGAUUCAUCGAAGAAUCGCAAGAAUAAGAAGAUGAAGAUAGCCAAUUCAGCUAUAAACGGCAAUGGUGUAGGAAAGGGAAUCGACAUGCUUAUGGUGGAUUUGAACUCAUCGGAACAUGACAGAGAUGAAGAUUUGGGCUUGGAUAGCAGGGAAGUUCCAGAAAACGGGGAAGUGAGGGUGGAAUCUUUGGAUAGUUUUGGUAAAAGGAGGAAAAGAAUUAAGCAGAAAAAAAUGCCGUUGAACAUUUGCAGUUCGAAGGAUCAAAGCAGCAGCCCUAAAGAGGAGACAAAAACACAGCAGUUGUUCUCUGUUGAGAACUCUAGCAAUAGUUUGAUUCCUAUCGAGAAGGCGUCGAUGUGGAAGUGUCAUGCAUUCAAGGCGCCUGCUUGUCUUGCCCAAAAUAAAGUUAUGCAGUCGUAAUUUUAUUAGUUUUCGUAUCGAUUAAGCCUUCUUUUUCGCUUUUUUGUUUUUUGCCGUUUGUAGAGUACAUUAUCGUUCAUUUUGGACUUGGAUGUAUAUCAACUGCUUGAUUGUUUUGCAUAUAUUUGUUGAUUGUGGAGAAUUGCUGCUUCUUUGUAGGGAAGCAGAGAUUGAAAUGUACCCCACCCUAUCUUCUUUGAUUGAGGUCUAUGGAGCACGAUGGUUUAAGGUAAACCAGUAUUUUUUUUUUC